Molecule: messenger RNA, 1431 nt
Organism: Mya arenaria
Lineage: Eukaryota; Metazoa; Mollusca; Bivalvia; Myida; Myidae
Product: methylthioribulose-1-phosphate dehydratase-like
Exons: 8
Coding region: 84-806 (240 amino acids)
Cellular component (GO): cytoplasm
Molecular function (GO): metal ion binding; methylthioribulose 1-phosphate dehydratase activity
Source: RefSeq, a predicted model, not a curated record
UCGGUUUCUAAAAAUAGAAUUCCACACUUAUUAGAUUGUAAGACAGCCGGGUCAGUAUAUAGGGCGUGUAAACAUUGGCCGAUAUGGAAGCAUACAAGAAUUUCUCUGACGUGAAGGAUUCCACUAGUUCCGAGGAACACCCACGGGUGGUGCUGCCGGCGCUAUGUCAGAAGUUCUACGGGCUCGGGUGGAUGUAUGGCACGGGUGGGGCGCUCAGUAUCAAGUGCGGUGACAAGCUAUUCACGACUCCGUCUGGGGUGAACAAGGAUCUGGUCAAGGGUGAGGACCUGUUUGUGACGACGGUGGACGGAGUGGAUAUUGUGGGGCCGUCACCGGAGAAGCGCCUCUCCAAGAGCACGUGCACGCCCCUCAUAAACGCCAUCUACACCAAGCAGAAAGGGGUCGGGGCAGUAUAUCACCUCCAUAACACGGGAGCUGUCAUGGUGUCCAUGCUCUCACCUGGGGUCGAGUUUCGAAUCACCCACCAGAAACUCAUACAGGGAAUCAAAAAAUCCAAUUCAGAAAAACACUUUGAUUACUACGACACAUUAAUUGUGCCCAUAGUAGAAAACAAAUCCACUGAAGAUGAAAUUGUGGAUUCCUUACUUAACGCGAUGCGGGAUUACCCUGAAACUAGCGCCGUCAUCAUACGACGUCAUGGCAUGUACGUCUGGGGACCCACCUGGCAACGUGCCAAGGGAAUGGCGGAGUGUUACGAGUACCUGUUCAACGUGGCCGUUAAGAUGAAGCAGCUCGGCCUGGACCCGGAGGCCAUCCCCGUCCCACCAGAGGGCGCAUACACAUGAUGACGUCAUGAGGAACGAGACAUUAAAUGAUUUUAAGUCAAUUUCUUCACUAAAAAAUAUGUUAUGAGAUAGAUUGCAAGUAUGCAAAACGAAAAUCUUUUAUCAGUUUACGGUAAUCAAAAAGUUUAGGUAUUAUGAUAUUCGGAGUCCUUCUGUUACAACCAUUUACAUUGGCAUGGUAAUUAUACAUAAUCAAUUCAUAUCAAUAUUUUCACCUUAAGGGAGAUACUUAUGUAAAAUAAUUUUUAUAUGUACAAACUAAAUAUGGGUUAUUCAGAUGUAUGAUUAACACGUCAUGCGAAACAUAUAUAUGAAUAUAACAUGACUAUGUACAAAUUAUAAAGCCAGUGUAUGAUUAAAGAUAUAAAUCUUCGAAAUAAUAUGUCAAUAUUCACAAGUUCAUCACAAUUUCUUUGCUUAAAUCUUUUAACUCAAGGUGGUUGAAGAUAAUUUAUUCAAAAUACUGGUCAUUAGCUUUUAUAGUUUAAAGGUAUUUCGGAUUGCUUUUAUUUAUGUGUACGAGAACUCGAAGCAUUAUGUAUUCAAUACUUAUAUAGUACUGGAUAUUUGUUUUGAUCAUGUAUUAUAUAUUUCAAUAUCUAAAUAAAGAAAUACAAUAUUUCCA